Messenger RNA from Zootoca vivipara (common lizard), 1480 nucleotides. RefSeq names its product amine sulfotransferase-like. Gene Ontology annotation, molecular function: sulfotransferase activity. NCBI's taxonomy places the organism in Eukaryota, Metazoa, Chordata, Lepidosauria, Squamata, Lacertidae. The record is from RefSeq and is a predicted model, not a curated record.
CUCUUCUCAGCUGACAGAAUUCUAUAAAGCAGUUUCCGGGAGAGCUCUGAACUUGAGCCUUGAAAAGCUGAAAUACUCCCAGAAGAGAUCGCUCUCUCCCUCUCUCUCCUGCACUUACUGACUCUAAAAACAAAGGGUGGGUAAGUUUUGCUGUGAAUUAAAUUUUCCAGGGAGAGGCAGGACUACUGAAUGACAAACAACAAAUCUACUCUUUCUUGCAAGAGUUCCGAGGAGCAACAAGGCAAUGCAACCAGAUGAGAAAUAUGUUUUCCCAUACAAAGGAUUUUAUUUCCAGGCAGACAUGUCUUCAGUGGAGUACUUAGAUACCCUGGAGGAUUUUGAAAUAAGAGACAGUGAUGUGUUUUUAGUCACUUAUCCAAAGUCAGGCACAAUAUGGACUCAAAAUAUUUUGAGCUUGAUUUAUCAUGAAGGUCAUCGAGAUGGAACUGAAAAAGUCGACUUACUAGACAGGGUUCCGUGGCUGGAGUACAAUAUCCGCAAUGUGGAUUAUGUCAGUCGCCCAUCACCUCGCCUCUUUGCUUCCCAUCUACCCUACUAUUUAGCACCCAAGGGAUUAAGGAACAGAAGAGCAAAAGUUGUUUAUGUGGCCAGAAACCCAAAGGAUGUCUUGGUUUCCUUUUAUCAUUUUUCCAAAGUUGCACUCCAUUUUGAAGAAGUAGAAGAUUUUGGAAUUUUCAUGGAGAGGUUUUUGGCUGGAAAGGUACUUGCAAGUUUAUGGCUGGACCAUGUGGAAGGCUGGUACUCUCACAGGGAUGACUUCAAUAUUCUGUUUCUUACCUAUGAAGAAAUGAAGAAGGAUCUAAGAAGCUGUGUAUUGAAAUUAUGCAACUUCCUGGGAAAGACACUGACGGAGAAGGAGGUGGAUGCUGUUGUGGAUCAGGCUACAUUUAAUAAAAUGAAAGAAGAUCCCAGGGCAAACUAUAAGUUCAUGCCACUGGAUAUCAUAGACCACACCAAAGGAGAUUUUCUUCGCAAAGGAACUGUUGGAGACUGGAAGAACACGAUGACAGUUGCACAAAGUGAAAGGUUUGACAGUGUUUUUAAGGAGAGGAUGGAAAAGCUGCCCAUGAAGUUCUGCUGGGACAUGAGUGAUCUAUUAUGAGUUUGCUGAGGGUGUGAAAGUAAAAAAUAAUGUGCAUGGUAAGCAUCUAAUCCAGGCCUAUUUGUAAGAUUUCGUAAAAAAACUCAAAGGUGGUUUAAUGGCUUCCUAAUGUUCAAAUAUGUACAAUUUAAAAAAAAACCCGCCAUAAUACAAUUACAUUUGUUUUGUCUACUUCUUCUGUUUCUGCAUUCCAGCAGGUCCUAAUUUCUGACUCCACGUGCAAAAGUCAAGGAAUCCCAAACUAACUAUUGGGAUUAGUUAUUGUAUUAUAAUUUGGCACUGUUAUAAUGAGGCUACCAUUGGAUUAUUGUAAUUGAAAAUUAAUAAAAAUUAUUGUUUUUAGUGGUGUUCCAGAUG